Messenger RNA from Paraphaeosphaeria sporulosa, 944 nucleotides. RefSeq lists its product as uncharacterized. The transcript has 2 exons. The record is from RefSeq and is a predicted model, not a curated record. Lineage: Eukaryota; Fungi; Ascomycota; Dothideomycetes; Pleosporales; Didymosphaeriaceae. The coding region runs from base 313 to 804 and encodes 163 amino acids.
UUGGAUUAGGUAGAAUGAAGCAAUAGUGGAAUAAGUACGCGCUCGAAUUAUCGCAAUAAUAGAGAUGCGCUACAUCUGAGAAAAGAUACACUCUUCGAGUAGCCAUCCAAGCUUGGAGCUCUUCGGCGCCGCCAGCAAAGCCGUUCUUCACAUAUUGUAUUGGACUCAAGCGUAGUAAAGCCGAUAUUUGGAUGUUGUAUUAAUAUACUGGAUUGACAUAGUCGCGGCGACAGUCCAGAUGCCUUCUCCCGCACAAGAUCUCAGUCGAGCAAAACUCCUAUCAAUCGCCUUCUUGACCAACAAUACAAUGAAAUGGUGGAGGAUGUUACAUACAAAAUCGCUUCGUCAUCAGAGCAGUACAAGCGUGCAAGUGGAGAGGCACACAAAGACAGCAGAGCCGUCCUGCCACCCAAACAAUGCAAUGGCUUUCUCCCUCUCAUCUGCGGCAUUAGCCACGCUCUUCCACUCGGACACCCCAUCCGACACACUUACCGCAUCAUUAUGAUCGAUCGAGCCGAGACGCAAGACUAUAACAAGUCCCAAGCAAUGUCGCCACGAACAACAAAACUAUCAUCGACAAGGUACCCUCAUUUUCGUCGAGCUUCUUCGAUUCGCCCUUCGAGCUCUUCUGGGUGGACUUACUCUGCGGCUAUAGCAGUCCGGUCGGGUUUUCAUGAACGAGUGCACAGUGCGUACACUAAACCCAAAAUGAGACAGCAUCAUUCAACGACUGCGCCCAAUACGACCAUGCCUCGCCCCUUUUGUAAAUCUCCGAUUGAUACUACUUACAUCCGAGGACGGUAGAGGAUGACGGGAGAACGGGAGGGCAUUUUGGCCCCGCGAAAAUGAAGCAGGCGGUUCGGUUCGCUAGUCAUUGGUUGCCCCACGUACCCCACGGCUGUAUCAUUGCGUAUACUAAGCCCUUUUGGUCCCUUUACAUCAGU